Molecule: messenger RNA, 2715 nt
Organism: Hibiscus syriacus
Lineage: Eukaryota; Viridiplantae; Streptophyta; Magnoliopsida; Malvales; Malvaceae
Exons: 9
Coding region: 26-2626 (866 amino acids)
Source: RefSeq, a predicted model, not a curated record
GGAAGGGUUAGACGUAGGGGGGGAAAUGACGGAUUUUCAAGCUUUACAACAAAAACCAGAACCCGCGAAUGACGUCAGAGCUGAAUUGGAAAGGGGUUUGGAGGACUUGAUGAGAGGGCAUUUGGAUGAUUGCAUGUCAUUUGCAUCCUGCAGUUCUAAUGCAAAUCCUGAUGACGAGGAUGAUGAUGGUGGUGAUCAGCUUGUUAGGAGGAGGAGGAGGUCUGAUCUUGAAGGUGAUGAUUUAGCUGAAUCAUCUGCAGCUAGAAGGCGGCAUUCUAGGAUUUUGAGUAGAUGGGCUGCCAGGCAGGCUCAGGAAAUGAUAACAACCAUGGAGAGGAGGAACAGGGAGUCUGAACUGAUGGCUUUGGCUGGUUUACAUACUGUUUCGAUGCUCGACUCUUCAUUCUUGAGAGAGUCGCAGUCACCUGCUUCUAGGAGACAAGGGGGGAAUGAUGAGAGGCCUAGUACUCGGGCUUCUUCGAUUUUGCAAAUGUGGAGGGAGUUGGAGGAUGACCAUAUGUUGAAUAGGGCACGAGAGAGGGUGAGGGAAAGGUUGAGGAGGCAAAGCGAUGCUGAUAAUAAUACGACAGUGUCUAGUGCAACUUUUUCUGAGAGUCGUGGGAGUGAGAAUCAGGCGAGUGUUGGAGAUGCGAGUGAGAAUGAGAAUGGAACAUGGUCGCAUGAUCAGGGUGUGUCACAGAACGAUCGUGGGUAUAAUAAUGGGUCUAUCAGGGAGCACUCCCCUGAUCUCAGCGAAGUAGAGAGAGAAAGGGUGAGGCAGAUUGUUCAGGGAUGGAUGGGGAGUGGGAUUACUCAACAUUCGUCCAAUGUUACCCAAAGGACAAGCAAUCCUAGCGCUGAAUGGCUUGGCGAAACUGAGCGUGAGAGAGUUAGAAUUGUCCGGGAGUGGGUGCAAAUGACAACUCAGCAGCUAGGUGUUCGUGGGGGGCGGAGGGCAAAUCAGCCAGCCACAGUUAGUGUGCAAGCCGGUCCUGUUCGAGAAGGCUCAGUUGCUGAGCAUGAUGAAGGCAGACAAGAGCAUGUUCUGAGGGACUUGAGGAGGUUGCGUGGAAGACAAGCUGUAAUCGACUUGCUUGUGCGGAUUGAAAGAGAAAGACAGAGGGAACUUCAGGGUUUAUUGGAGCACCGUGCUGUUUCUGAUUUUGCUCAUCGCAACCGCAUUCAGACACUACUCAGAGGUAGAUUCUUACGAAAUGAAAGACCUGUUGAAUGGGAAAGAUCAUCUUCAUCCGCAGCAAGUGAAUUAAUUCAGUUAAGACAACGGAACACCGUAUCUGACUUGAGGGAAGGAGUCCAUAACAGAUUAGCAACAAUUGUCCGCAAUCAAGCUGACAUCAAUUCUGAAACCACAUCUAACAAUGUCAUCUCUGAUUCUGGAAAUGAACUUCCCCAAACAAACAUGUUGUCAGAUGUCCAAAGUGAAAACAAUGAGCACUUACAAUUUAGGAGUUUGGAAACUGGCAUCGCUGAGUUGCCUGAUCAAACAGGAGAUAUGGUUAGCAACAUGGCUUUUGAGAGCAUAAGUUGGCAAGAAAAUGCUAACCAAGGUGAGAAUUGGCAGGAAGCAGGUGCCAAUGAUGAGGGAGGAAACUUGCAACAACCAACAUAUGCUCAGUUCAAUCAAUGGAGAGAGGGCGAUGCUGAAGUAAUGGAUACAAAUUGGCAGGAACAUUCAGUUGGCGAGCAUCGCCAAGACAAUCCUGGAAAUGAGAAUGUAGAAGCGAGUCACCAAGAGGACGCCCGGAGGGAUUUGCGUGAGGAUCGCUCUCAAGAAGCUGUUGGUACUUGGUCAGAAGGGCCUUCUUAUCGUCCAAGAUCACGUCGUGCAGUUCCAUUUAGAAGGUUAAACAGAUUUUACCCACCUGAAGAUGAUAAUCUGUAUGGUAUGGAACUUCGAGAACUUCUGAGCAGGAGGAGUGUCUCUAAUCUUCUUCGAAGUGGUUUCCGUGAAAGUCUAGACCAGUUAAUUCAGUCUUAUGUGGAAAGACAGGGUCAUUCUCCCAUUGAUUGGGAUCUGCAUAGAAACUUGCCAACUCCAGCCUCCCCAGAGCAUGGUCAAGAGCAGCAGAUUGGUGAAACAAAUGACGAUCAGAACGAUGCUAUUAACAGACCUUCACUGUUACCUUCUCCUCCAGAGCCACCACCACAGCCGCUGAGGCAUCAUGAUUUACAUCACACUAGAUGGUCCAGGCACAACAUGCAUAGACCAGAAAUCCAGGAAUGGGAGAUGAUUAAUGAUCUAAGAGCUGAUAUGGAAAGACUCCAGCAGGGAAUGAGCAACAUGCAGAGGAUGUUGGAAGCCUGCAUGGAUAUGCAGCUGGAGUUACAGCGAUCUGUCAGGCAGGAAGUCUCUGCUGCUCUGAAUCGUUCAGCUGGUGAAAAAGUUUUGAGUGCAGAAACAUCAGAAGAUAGGUCUAAUUGGGGUCAUGUAAAGAAAGGGACUUGUUGCGUCUGUUGUGAUAGCCAUAUCGAUUCACUAUUGUACAGAUGUGGACACAUGUGCACUUGUACAAAAUGUGCGAACGAGCUGGUUCGUGGCGGAGGAAAAUGCCCAUUGUGUCGAGCACCUAUCGUGGAGGUAAUCCGUGCAUACUCAAUACUGUAAAGAGAUGAAAGAACAGAAUAAGAAUUCAACAGAAAGAGUGGUAUAUAGUUAAAAAGGCUCCAAGCUGCAGAGAGCCUGUGAUUUUGCUU